Colletotrichum destructivum is the source of this 786-nucleotide messenger RNA. RefSeq names its product Putative short-chain dehydrogenase/reductase SDR, NAD(P)-binding domain superfamily. The transcript has 2 exons. Lineage: Eukaryota; Fungi; Ascomycota; Sordariomycetes; Glomerellales; Glomerellaceae. The record is from RefSeq and is a predicted model, not a curated record. The coding region runs from base 1 to 786 and encodes 261 amino acids.
AUGGCGAGUGUAACUGGACUCCGUGUGAUUGUGGCUGGUGCAGCUACGGGUGUUGGAGCCGGCACAGCCAAGCUCCUCGCCGCCCGCGGGGCCAAAGUCGUUGUGGCUGACAUCAACAUCGCCGCCGCCAAGGAAGUCGGCGAGGAGAUCACCAAGUCCGGCGGCAGCGCCAUUGUUGUCGAGUUUGACCUCGCAGACGAGGACUCCAUCAAGGCCCUGGUUGAGAAGAGCACCGAGUGGCUCGGCGGGCUCGACAGCUUGCUGAACAUCGGUGCCGACCUCAGCCCCCAGACCCUGGGCAACGACACGUCUGUCCUCGACAUGGACGCCGCGAUCUGGCAACGAACAUUCUUGGUCAACACCACUGGCUAUGCUUUGACAACAAAAUACUCGCUGCCCCACCUGAAGAAGGCGGGUGGUGGCACCAUCAUCAACAUCUCAAGUAUGGGGGGUCACUUCAUGGGUACUCCGGAACCCAUCCGAGUGGCAUACGCGGCCUCGAAAGCAGGUGUACAUGCUCUCACACGCCACACUGCCGCUACGUACGGCCCCGACAACAUUCGCUGCAACACAGUCGCCCUUGGUCCCAUUUUGACCGCCGCUUUAGAGAGAGGUAUAGCAGCAAGCCCCGCGAUGCAGGAGGGACUGAAGAGAGUCCCGCUUCGGAGACUUGGAAAGCUGGAGGAGGUUGGUGCCCUGUUGGCGUUCAUGAUCUCGUCUGAUGCGGCGUACAUUACGGGCGAUAUUUGGGCUAUUAACGGAGGAACCCACGUCAUGACCUAUUAG